AUGCCGAUGCUCAAGGAACCGUCGAAAAAAUACAAGGCGUUCAAGCCUGUGAAAUUGGCCAACCGCCAAUGGCCAGACAAGACUAUUGAAAAGGCCCCUCGAUGGCUUUCCUCCUGCCUUCGUGAUGGCAACCAAAGUCUGCCCGAUCCCAUGAACGGCGACGAGAAAUGGGCCUACUUCAAGAUGCUCUGCGACCUCGGCUACAAGGAGAUUGAAGUCUCCUUCCCCUCUGCCUCGCAGAUCGACUUUGACUUUACCCGCCGCCUCAUCGAGACCCCCGGCGCCGUCCCCGACGACGUCUUCCUGCAGGUCCUGUCGCCGUGCCGCCCCGACCUCAUCCGCCGCACCGUCGAGUCCGUCCGCGGCGCCAAAAACGCCAUCAUCCACAUCUACCUCGCCACCAGCGCGUGCUUCCGUCAGGUCGUCUUUGGCUACACCGAGGAGCAGACCCUCGCGCUGGCCGCCGAGUGCGCCACCCUCGUCCGGUCCCUGACAAAGGACAACCCCGACGCCGCCGGCACCAACUGGCAGUUUGAAUUCUCGCCCGAGUGCUUCUCUGACACGGACCCCGACUACGCCGUGCGCGUGUGCCAGGCCGUCAAGACCGCCUGGGGCCCGAACAACACCAACGACAAGAUCAUCUUCAACCUGCCGGCAACCGUCGAGCUCGCGACACCCAACAUCUACGCCGACCUGAUUGAGUCCUUUUGCAACAACAUUGGCGACCGCGACAGCGUGUGCGUGUCUCUGCAUCCUCACAAUGACCGCGGCUGUAGUGUCGCCGCCGCCGAGCUCGGCCAGAUGGCUGGUGCCGACCGCGUCGAGGGCUGUCUGUUUGGCAACGGAGAGCGCACUGGCAACGUCGACCUCGUCACCCUCGCCCUGAACCUCUACACACAAGGCGUCACGCCCGAGAUUGACUUUUCCAACCUCAACCCUGUUAUCGACAUGGUCGAGUCUUGCACAAAGAUUCCCGUUCACCAGCGUGCGCCGUACGGCGGCAGCCUCGUCUGCGCCGCCUUUUCCGGCAGCCACCAGGACGCCAUCAAAAAGGGCUUCCAGAGCCGCCAGGCCCGCGGUCUGUCCAGCGAGGAUCCCUGGGACGCCAUGCCCUACCUGCCUCUGGACCCCCAGGACAUUGGCCGCAACUACGAGGCCAUUAUCCGCAUCAACUCGCAGUCGGGCAAGGGCGGCAGCGCCUUUAUCUUACAGACCAAGCUGCAGCUCGACCUCCCGCGCAGCUUCCAGGUUGCCUUUUCCAACGUUGUGCAGCGUCGCGCCGAGGAGCUGGGCCGCGAGCUCCUGGCCAACGAAAUCACCGACCUCUUCGAGUCGACGUACUUUCUCAACAACAACCCCCGUCUCAGCCUCGUCGACUACAGCAUCACGCCCGACCGAAGCGAGGGUGCGGCAGCGACUGCCGACGGCAAGACGCCCGAUACCAAGAGCGCCAUGCGUAUCUUUGAGGGCGUUAUUGUCCUGGACGGCAAGGAGUACAGGCUGCGCGGCAAGGGCAACGGCCCCAUCUCCAGCAUGGCGGCGGCCCUCAAGGAUGUCGGCAUCGACUUUGAUGUCAACGACUACAAGGAGCACGCUAUUGGUGAGGGUCGCAGCGUAAAGGCCGCCUCUUAUAUCGAGUGCAAGCCCACCGGCAUGAAGCAGACGGUGUGGGGUGUCGGUAUCCACGAAGACGUGGUACAGAGCUCUCUCCUUGCCUUGUUGAGUGCUGCCAGCAAUUUCAUGACGAGCCGGCCUACCAGCCCCAUCCUGAAGCCCAGAGUGGCGCCCAUUUCCCAAGCGGACCAGAAAAGUUGA
Messenger RNA from Akanthomyces muscarius, 1815 nucleotides. RefSeq lists its product as uncharacterized. Gene Ontology annotation, molecular function: 2-isopropylmalate synthase activity. Gene Ontology annotation, biological process: L-leucine biosynthetic process. Bases 1 to 1815 code for a protein of 604 amino acids. The record is from RefSeq and is a predicted model, not a curated record. Gene Ontology annotation, cellular component: mitochondrion. The transcript has 6 exons. Lineage: Eukaryota; Fungi; Ascomycota; Sordariomycetes; Hypocreales; Cordycipitaceae.